AUGGCUAGAAAGAAUAUCAAAUGUAACAUUGGCAAUGGUAACACCACCUCUUUUUGGUUUGAUAAUUGGCACCCCGAACGGCCCCUUGUUUGCAUCUAUAGGGAAAGGAUUAUUUAUGAUGCAUGGAUUACUAAGGAUGCUAAGGUGAGUUCUGUGAUUGAUGGAUGCAAUUGGAAGUGGCCAAGUGCCAAUUCUUGUGCUCUUAUUAACAUGAGGAAUUCUGUGAAUUUCACACCUUCUAAUGUUAACAACAAGAUUUUUUGGAUACCCUCACCUUCGGGGGAUUUCUCUACCAAAUCAGCUUGGGAGCCUAUUAGAGGAAGAAGAGCAAAACUUGAGUGGUGUGACUUGAAAAACAGAGAACUCCUUCUUGUUGCUGAGGACGUGGAAAGUGAUGCACUAGAUAUGCUCACUCUCAACAAGCAUCAUACUGGUCUUAAGGUUAUCUCUGAAGAACAUGGCCUAACUCUCAAUAAAGUCAAAGUAGAAAUGCUUGGCACUGUAAAAAAGCCUGCUACAAGUGACUUCAUUGCCAUGGACACUGGGAAUUGCACAAUUUAUCUUGCUAAGGUGUGUGAUAAUUGGCACCCAAGAGACCCUUUUAGGGAUAGAUAUGGCAGCCGCAUUGUGUAUGAUUCGUGGCUACAUCAUCUUGCUAAGGUGUGUGAGAUUCAGGAUGGGACAAGGUGGAGAUGGCCAACGGCUAAUUCUUGGGCUUUGAUGGACAUGAAGGAUUCUAUCGAUUUUGAUCCAAAGGAGGGCGAGGACGUGGUUGUUUGGAAGCCUAAUGCAUCCGGGAUGCAGCUGGCUUUGUUGGUCCAACCACUGGCCCUUCCUUGUCCAUCUGAGCCCGUACAGGUGUAUAGCAAGGUUAUAUCCAAUAGGAACUAUGUGGCUAAGGACAUAAAUUUUGGAGUUGGAGUUCGGGCCGCAUUGUUGCAAGGUGUAUCCGAGGUUGCAGAAGCUGUGAAAGUUACAAUGGGAUCUAAGAGGGGAUCUGGGGUCACAAAGGAUGGUGUCACUGUGGCAAAAAACGUUAAAAUCAAAGACAAGGCCAAGAAUGUUGGUGCAGAUCUUGUAAAGCAGGUCGCGAGUGCAACUAAUACAGCCGCUGGAGAUGGUACAACUUGUGCAACUGUCUUGACUCAGGCAAUACUAACAGAAGGAUGCAAAUUUGUAGCCGCUGGUGUAAAUGUGAUGGAUUUACGCAGUGGUAUUAACAUUGCAGUUGAUGCAGUCAUAUCUGACUUAAAAGGCAAAGCGCAAAUGAUUAGUACCCCAGAAGAGAUUACACAGGUUGCCACUAUCUCUGCAAAUGGUGAAUGUGAGAUUGGAGAAUUGAUAGCAAGAGCAAUGGAAAAAGUUGGAAAGGAAGGAGUGAUUACUGUUGCUGAUGGAAAUACUUUGGAUAACGAGUUGGAAGUGGUGGAAGGAAUGAAGCUCGGAAGAGGCUAUAUAUCUCCAUAUUUUAUUACUGAUCAAAAGACACAGAAAUGUGAACUUGAAAAUCCGUACAUUCUCAUUUGUGACAAGAAGAUAUCAGAUAUGAACUCACUUGUGAGAAUAUUGGAGCUGGCUCUAAAUAAAAAUAGAGAACUCCUUGUUGUGGCUGAGGAUGUGGAAAGUGAUGCACUAGCUAUGCUCAUUCUCAACAGGCAUCAUGCUGGUGUUAAGGUUUGUGCUAUCAAAGCUCCUGGUUUUGGGGAGAACAGACGAGCAAAUCUAGAUGAUCUCGCUAUUCUAACUGGUGGAGAGGUUAUCUCUGAAGAUCGUGGUCUAACUCUCGAUAAAGUCAAAGUAGAAAUGCUUGGCACUGCAAAAAAGGUCACUGUCUCCGUUGAUGACGCUAUCAUUCUACAUGGUGGUGGGGAUAAGAAGUUGAUCGAAGAGAGAUGCGAGCAGCUGAGGACGGCCAUGGAGAAGAGUGAUGCCAUGUUUGACAGGGAAAAAGCACAAGAACGACUUUCAAAGCUAUCUGGUGGUGUUGCCGUUUUUAAGGUUGGAGGGGCGAGUGAAGCAGAAGUUGGAGAGAGAAAAGACAGGGUCACAGAUGCUCUAAAUGCUACAAGAGCAGCAGUAGAAGAGGGUAUUGUACCCGGUGGUGGUGUUGCUCUCUUGUAUGCAACCAAGUCUCUGGAGAACCUUCAAACUCAAAAUGAAGACCAGAAAAGAGGCAUCCAGAUAAUUCAGAAUGCUCUUAAGGCUCCUACUUAUAUAAUAGCUUCAAAUGCUGGUUUCGAUGGUUCAGUUGUUGUUGGCAAAUUAUUGGACCAAGAUGAUCUUAAUGUGGGCUUUGAUGCUGCUAAAGGUUCAUACAUCAACAUGGUGAAAGCCGGAAUCAUUGAUCCUCUUAAAGUUAUUAGAACUGCCUUAGUAGAUGCUGCCAGUGUAUCGCUGCUGUUGACGACAACUGAAGCAGCAGUCAUGGAGAAUCCUGAUGACAAAAAUAAGCUUCCAAAUCGUAUGCCAGCAAUGGAUGACAUGGACUAUUGAUUACAAGUGUACAAGUUUCGAAAGGAACGAUUUUAACAUCAAAUGUAACAUUACUGAGGCAUUGAUACCCGGAUUCAAGAUUAUGACACAGGCUGAAUUACUUGCAGAGGUUUGAAUUUUGACAGAUGAAAGGGAGAAAAAUGUGUUCAAGUACAAUUUGGAAUUCUUAUGGUGAAGUAUGGUUUAGAGUUAGACAAGAACAUCGUAAUUGUAAAACAAAUCACAAAUAAAACUGCCAUUCUGAAAUUGUGUAAACCUUACUAAUAUGUUUGGUCACUUUA
Molecule: messenger RNA, 2774 nt
Organism: Pistacia vera
Lineage: Eukaryota; Viridiplantae; Streptophyta; Magnoliopsida; Sapindales; Anacardiaceae
Product: chaperonin CPN60-like 2, mitochondrial
Exons: 22
Coding region: 1-2493 (830 amino acids)
Biological process (GO): protein refolding
Cellular component (GO): mitochondrion; cytosol
Molecular function (GO): ATP binding; ATP-dependent protein folding chaperone
Source: RefSeq, a predicted model, not a curated record